This is a messenger RNA of Podarcis lilfordi (Lilford's wall lizard), 1041 nucleotides long. Lineage: Eukaryota; Metazoa; Chordata; Lepidosauria; Squamata; Lacertidae. The record is from the annotation of a GenBank genome assembly.
AUGGCGGAUGGCGACAGCGGGAGCGAGCGAGGGGGCAGCGGGAGCGGCAGUGGCGGAGGCGGAGGCGGCGGCGGCGGCGGCUUCCAGGGACACCGCGGGGGCGGCGGCGGCGGCGGCCCCGGCCCGGAGCAGGAGACGCAGGAGCUGGCCUCGAAGCGCCUGGACAUCCAGAACAAGCGCUUCUACCUGGACGUGAAGCAGAACGCCAAGGGCCGCUUCCUGAAGAUCGCGGAGGUGGGCGCGGGGGGCUCCAAGAGCCGCCUCACGCUCUCCAUGGCGGUGGCCGCCGAGUUCCGGGACUACCUGGGCGACUUCAUCGAGCACUACGCGCAGCUGGGGCCCAGCAGCCCCGAGCAGCUGGCGCAGGCCUCGCCCGGCGGGGAGGACGGCGGCGGCGGCGCGGGGCCCCGGCGGGCCCUCAAGAGCGAGUUCCUGGUGCGCGAGAACCGCAAGUACUACCUGGACCUGAAGGAGAACCAGCGCGGCCGCUUCCUGCGCAUCCGCCAGACCAUCAACCGCGGGCCGGGCGGCGGGGGCGGCGGCGGCGGAGGGCCGGGCUUCCCCGGGGGCCCGCCGGGCCUGCAGAGCGGCCAGACCAUCGCGCUGCCGGCGCAGGGCCUGAUCGAGUUCCGCGACGCGCUGGCCAAGCUGAUCGACGACUACGGCGCCGACGAGGACGAGCUGGGCGGGGGCGGCGGCGGCGGGGGCCCCGGCGGCGGGGGCGGCCUGUACGGCGAGCUCCCCGAAGGCACCUCCAUCACGGUGGACUCGAAGCGCUUCUUCUUCGACGUGGGCUGCAACAAGUACGGCGUCUUCCUGCGCGUCAGCGAGGUGAAGCCUUCCUACCGCAACGCCAUCACGGUGCCCUACAAGGCCUGGGCCAAGUUCGGCGGCGCCUUCUGCCGCUACGCCGACGAGAUGCGAGACAUCCAGGAGCGCCAGCGGGACAAGCUGUACGACCGACGGGCCGGGCCGGCCGGGCCGGGGAGCGGCAGCGGAGCCGGCGACGAUUCCGACGGAGACGACGUAGACGACGACUGA